Messenger RNA from Anopheles aquasalis, 882 nucleotides. RefSeq lists its product as uncharacterized. NCBI's taxonomy places the organism in Eukaryota, Metazoa, Arthropoda, Insecta, Diptera, Culicidae. The record is from RefSeq and is a predicted model, not a curated record.
AUGCGAUCAUUCUGCAGCAAGAACUCUGCUAGUCUGCUGGUGCUGUGGUGGUGCUUCAUGGUGCUGCAUGCAGCGUCCGCCACUCCGGGGGUCAAAUUCUCGAGCACCUUCUCGUCCAGCAAUCGAGCGGCGUUGUUGUUGAGGCGACCGAAUUCGAAUUCCAAUUCAAUUGCCGUCCAAACGCAACCGUUCACAGCGCGUGACCGGAGCAGCAGCACCGAACCGGCCCUCGCGGAUACCGUGAGCCGAGCGGCGUACAUGAGAUCGAUCCCACUGCGAGUACUGAACUGUCUGGAGCACGUUUCGAUCGUCGAGUGUGGAAAGCUGUACCUGCUACAGAACAUGGAAUCGAAAGGAUAUCGAUUCGCGGACACCGGCAAUCUUACGCACGACAUCCAACAGGUGCUUCUGCCCGGAUACCGAAGCGCGGACAACAAACUAUUCAGCGAUCGGUUGCUGCAACUGAACGGAACUGACGUGAAUGAACGGCUUGGGCGAGGGCUACGAUUGCUGUUCAACGAACGGCUCGUCGAUCUGAAGCUUGUGCCCGGUCUGGCCGUCCGGUUGACGCCGAGCGACUCGAAUGAGCUACAGUUUUCCGUCAAGAAAGAGGUUGCCCUCGUGGACGGUGAGGUGGGCCGUGAUAAGGCAAAGAAGGGCCUCAAAACGGUGCUCCAGUUGACGGUACCGUUGAUCCUGUUGCCUUCGAUGCUGCUGGCGGGCAUACUACCGAUGAUACUGCCCGUCCUCAAGUUCGCCACCAUCUUCUCCAGUAUCGUGAACCACGCGGCACUGGCGGCGGCCAUCAUGUACCUGGCGAAGCAGCAUGCCGCCGAGCAGGAGAGCAAACAGACGGUCUACUUUAACGCCGGUUACAACUGA